AUGAAGUCGCCCAUGCUCGCCCUCGCGGCCCUCGCGGCCCCCGCUGCCGUCGCCGCCGUCACCAUUGCCGAGAUCAACGGCGACCGCUUCCUCUCGCCCUUUCAGGACAAGGACGUGGCCAACGUGACGGGCCUGGUGACGGCCACCUCCAAGACGGGCAUCUACCUGCGCAGCACCGCCCCGGACGACAGCCCGGCCACCUCGGAGGGUCUGUUUGUGUUUAGCAGCUCCGUCGUCAAGACGGCCAAGGUCGGCGACGUGGUGACGCUCAGCGGGCUCGUCAAGGAGUACAGGUCCAACAAGGACUACAUCUACCUCACCGAGCUCACCAACCCGACCAACGUCGUCGUCGUCUCGUCGGGCAACGCCGUCGCGCCGCUCGUCGUCGGCAAGGACACGCUGCCGCCGCCGACGCGCGACUUCUCGAGCCUCGACGCGGGCGGCGUCUUUGGCGUGCCCAACGCCGCGAGCACCGUCUCGGGCGCCAACCCCAAGCUCGACCCGACCGCCUACGGGCUCGACUUUUGGGAGAGCCUCGUCGGCGAGCUCGUUACCGUGAAGGAUGCCUACCUUACCAGCCGCCCGAACCAGUACGGCGACGUCUGGGUGCGCGGCGACUGGGCCGUCACGGGCGUCAACGGCCACGGCGGCGUCACAAUGCUCGAUGGCGACGCCAACCCUGAGACCAUUGUCGUCGGCACGCCGCUCGACGGCUCCGCCAACCCGACGGACACCAAGAUGGGCGACUUCGUCGGCGACGUGACGGGCGUCGUGUCCAACGCGUUUGGCUUCUACCGCAUCCUGCCGCUGACGCGCCUCGUCCCCCAGCGCAACGCCUCGGCCGAGUUCCCCGACACGUCGCUCGCCAGCCGCGGCUCCUGCAGGGGCAUCACCGUCGCCGACUACAACGCCGAGAACCUGGCGCCGGACUCGGCGCACCUGCCCCGCGUCGUCGACCAGAUCGUCAACGAGCUGCGCCUCCCGGACCUCGUCUUCCUGCAGGAGGUGCAGGACAACUCGGGCGCCGCCAACGACGGCGUCGUCUCGGCCAACCUGACGCUCUCGACCCUCACCCGCGGCAUCGAGGCCGCCUCGGGCGUCGCCUACGCCUUUGCAGAGGUCGAGCCCCAGGACGGCAAGGACGGCGGCCAGCCCGGCGGCAACAUCCGCUGCGCCUACCUCUACCGCCCGGACGUCGUCGAGCUGCACGAGCCGCGCCAGGGCGGCAGCCUCGACGCCAACGAGGUGCUGCCCGGGCCCGCCCUCAAGUUCAACCCGGGCCGCAUCCAGCCCGCCAACGCCGCCUUUGACGACAGCCGCAAGCCCGUCGCCGCCGCCUGGCGCACCGUCAAGGGCACCCACAAGACCUUCUUCACCGUCAACGUGCACUUCGGCAGCAAGGGCGGGUCCACGACGCUGCACGGCGACGCCCGCCCGCCCGUCAACAAGGGCGUCGAGAAGCGCACCGAGCAGGCGACCAUUACCGCGGACUUCAUCGCCGCCAUCCUCAAGCAGGACCCGCGCGCCCGGGUCAUCGCCGCCGGCGACUUCAACGAGUUCACGCAGGUGCAGCCCAUGCGCGUCUUCGCCGAGCGCUCCGGGCUGCGCGACCUCGACGAGCUGGCCGGCCUGGCCCCCGAGGAGCGCUACACCUACCUCUUUGACAUGAACAGCCAGGCCCUCGACCACAUGUACGUGAGCCCCGCGCUCGGCCGCGGCGCCCGCGUCGAGCACCUGCACGUCAACACUUGGCAGAACUUCAAGGGGCAGACGAGCGACCACGACCCGAGCGUGGCGCUGCUGAAUGUGUGCGGCUGUGCGUAG
Molecule: messenger RNA, 1824 nt
Organism: Purpureocillium lilacinum
Lineage: Eukaryota; Fungi; Ascomycota; Sordariomycetes; Hypocreales; Ophiocordycipitaceae
Molecular function (GO): catalytic activity
Source: RefSeq, a predicted model, not a curated record